Lagopus muta (rock ptarmigan) is the source of this 2287-nucleotide messenger RNA. It is a transcript of the gene SSTR4, whose product is annotated as somatostatin receptor 4. The transcript has 2 exons. Gene Ontology annotation, biological process: cellular response to glucocorticoid stimulus; neuropeptide signaling pathway. Gene Ontology annotation, molecular function: somatostatin receptor activity; neuropeptide binding. Gene Ontology annotation, cellular component: membrane; neuron projection. NCBI's taxonomy places the organism in Eukaryota, Metazoa, Chordata, Aves, Galliformes, Phasianidae. The record is from RefSeq and is a predicted model, not a curated record. Bases 607 to 1797 code for a protein of 396 amino acids.
UCCAUCGCCUCCCAGCCGUGGGGUCCCUGCUCGGCUCCAGGCGUGGGGCUCGGGCCCCCCCCAGCACAGCGCCGGGCUGCGGCAUCCCCGCCUCCACAAUGGCCAUGGCCGGAGCGGGAGGAAUCCCGUGCACUUAGAGGAGAAAGAAGGGGGAAGGAUGGGAAAGCUUAUUUCCGUGGCACAGGUGAUGCGGGCCGGAGAGGCUCGGCUACAUGCAAAUCCGGAGAGCGCGGUCUGCCUUUCGCUUUAAAAGGUUCGGAUCCCGCCGGUCAUCUGAUCCAGGUCAGCGGGACUUUCCUCAGCAGCAGCCCUGCAGCCCCUCAGCCGGGAGCCCCCCGGCUGUGCAUCCCUACAGGACUGGGAGGUAAAAUCUCUCCGGAUCGCUCUCGCGUUCUGCUCGCUUCCCACCGCGGGGGUGAAGGAAACCAUUGGGAUUUGCAGGGGUUUCAUCAGGCAGCACCGAUUCCUGAUGCCGCCACGGUGCCCCCUGCCCCCGCUCCCUGCCCACGGUCCCUGAGACCCCCGGGGCCUGGUGAGGACGGCGGUGCAGGGGCCCUCCCCUUCUGGCAGAGGCUGGCACUCAUCCCCCAUGGGCUGCCCUGCAGCAUGAGCACCAACGCUGAGCACUUCCCACCGUGGACCGCCUCUGCGGUGCCCCCCAAUGCCAGCGCAGCCUGGAUGGAAGGGCCGUCGGCGCGGGGCGGACGGGUGGGCGAGCUGGCGGGCAUGGUGGUGAUCCAGUGCAUCUAUGCCCUGGUGUGCCUGCUGGGGCUGCUGGGCAAUUCGCUGGUCAUCUUUGUCAUCCUGCGCUACACCAAGAUGAAAACGGCCACCAACAUCUACCUGCUCAACUUGGCCAUCGCCGACGAGCUCUUCAUGCUCAGCAUCCCCUUCGUGGCCACCUCGGCCGCCCUGCACCACUGGCCCUUCGGCCGGGCGCUGUGCCGCACCGUGCUGGGCGUCGAUGGCCUCAACAUGUUCACCAGCGUCUUCUGCCUGACGGUGCUCAGCCUGGACCGCUACAUUGCUGUGGUGCAUCCGCUGCGGGCGGCCACCUAUCGCCGUCCACGGGUGGCCAAGAUGGUCAACGGAGCCGUCUGGCUCCUCUCCUUGCUUGUGGCCUCACCCAUCCCCAUCUUCGCCGGCACUGCAGUCACACGUGAUGGCCAAGCGGUGGCUUGCAAUCUGCUAUGGCCUAGCCCAGCCUGGUCGGCAGCCUUUGUGGUGUACACCACGCUGCUGGGCUUCCUGCUGCCGGUGCUGGCCAUGGGGCUGUGCUACCUGCUGAUUGUGGGCAAGAUGCGGGCCGUGGCGCAGCGGGUGGGCUGGCAGCAGCGCCGGCGCUCCGAGGGCAAGCUGACACGCCUGGUGCUGAUGGUGGUGGCUAUGUUUGUCAUCUGCUGGAUGCCCUUCUAUGUGGUGCAGUUGGUCAACCUUCUUCUGCCCGGCCGCCUCGACGCCACCGUCAACAACGCCUGCCUCAUCCUCAGCUACUCCAACAGCUGUGCCAACCCCAUCCUCUACGGGUUCCUCUCGGAAAACUUCCGGCACUCGUUCCAUGGUGUGCUGCGGCGCUGCCUCGAUGCCAGCCUCUGCUGCUGCCCACCCGAGGCACGGGCUGUUGGCGAUGAGGAGGAGGAGGAAGAGGAAGAGCCCCUGGAUUACCGCGCCGUGCCCCGAAGUGACCCCAAGGGCAAGGGCUGCAUGUGCCCGCCGCUGCCCUGCCAGCAGGAGCCCGUGCGCCCCGAACCCUGCUGCAAGCCCGGCACCCUCCUGGCAAAGACCACCACCUUCUAAGGUGCCCUCUGCAGCCCUGCAAAGAGGGUGCUGGGUGAGGAGGGCCACACUGCCCUACCGUUGGGAACAGAAUGCUUCUCCGAUGACUUUGCCCCCAUUUCUGCUGGGGUGUCCCCCUGGCAUUCUCCACACCUCGACCGCGCUGUGCAGCCUGAUGAAAUAAAAAGCCAUAACGCUGGCCCGUGACACAGCUCCCAGCCUCGGCCGAGUGAUUAUUGCCACCAGGGAGCCCCCAGGCUAAUGGCUGGGUUCCACCUCAGGGAGGAUGCAGGACGGGAGGGCGGAUGGGACAGGGCUGAUGGAAGAGGCCAUGGGCACAGAGGGGACCCACGUGCUGCCCCUGGGGACAUGAGGUCACCGGCACGGCACAGCCCAGUCUCUGCUUCUGCAUGGGACCCCUGCCAGGGUUUCACCAGCAUUUCUCACCAUUUGAUCUGCGUCCAGGCAAAAAACAGGCCAGGAAAAAAGCCACCUGCCAAACGGAACUGCA